AUGGGUAUUGAUAAGUGACUUAAUUCAAGUUUGGGUUUUAGUGUUUGCUUGAAGUUGAUUUGGGUUUUUUUGUUUUUUUAGCAGCUUCUAAUGGCGAUGGAGGUUACCCAAAUUCUUCUAAAUGCACAGUCAAUUGAUAGCACCGUUCGCAAACAGGCAGAAGAAAAUUUAAAACAAUUCCAGGAGCAAAACCUCCCAGGUUUCUUCGUUUCCCUUGCUGGCGAAUUGGCCAACGAUGAGAAGCCUGUUGAGAGUCGUAAAUUGGCAGGCUUGAUCCUAAAAAAUGCCUUGGAUGCCAAAGAACAGCAUCGCAAGUUUGAACUUGUUCAAAGAUGGUUGACCUUGGAUGUGUCUGCAAAAGCCCAGAUCAAAGCGUUCUUGUUACAGACACUUUCAUCUCCUGCUCAUGAAGCUCGAUCCACUGCAUCUCAAGUCAUAGCAAAGGUAGCAGGUAUUGAAUUGCAGCAUAAACAAUGGCCUGAGCUAUUAGGGGCUCUCUUGUCAAAUAUUCAUCAGCUUCCAGCCCAUACCAAGCAGGCCACACUUGAAACUCUUGGCUACAUUUGUGAAGAAGUGUCCCCAGACGUGGUAGAGCAGGACCAUGUAAAUACGAUACUUACAGCUGUUGUCCAAGGUAUGAACUCUUCCGAGGCUAAUAACGAUGUCAGGCUUGCUGCUACACGAGCAUUAUGUAAUGCUCUUGGUUUUGCUCAGUUAAAUUUUUCUAAUGAUAUGGAACGGGACUACAUCAUGCGAGUAGUAUGUGAGGCUACUCUUUCUCCGGACUUGAAGAUUCGUCAGUCAGCUUUCGAGUGUUUGGUUGCAAUUUCUUCAACAUACUAUGAUAAAUUGGCUCCUUAUAUGAAAGAUAUUUUCAACAUCACUGCAAAAGCUGUGAAAGAAGAUGAGGAGCCUGUUGCUCUUCAAGCCAUUGAGUUUUGGAGUUCAAUCUGUGAUGAAGAGAUAGAUAUAUUGGAAGAAUAUGGAGGGGAUUUUAGUGGGGAUUCUGAUAUUCCUUGCUUUUACUUCAUCAAACAGGCACUCCCUGUUCUUGUUCCCAUGUUGUUGGAGACCUUGCUGAAGCAAGAGGAGGAUCAGGAUCAAGAUGAAGGGGCUUGGAAUAUUGCAAUGGCUGGAGGCACAUGCUUGGGCUUGGUAGCACGGACUGUUGGAGAUGAUAUUGUCCCACUAGUGAUGCCUUUCAUUGAAGAGAAUAUUACAAAACCUGAUUGGAGACAGAGGGAGGCAGCCACAUAUGCAUUUGGUUCUAUUUUGGAAGGACCCUCACCUGACAAGCUCAUGCCUCUUGUUAACACUGCAUUGAGCUUCAUGCUUAAUGCUCUUCUACAAGAUCCAAAUAACCAUGUGAAAGACACUACUGCAUGGACGCUUGGAAGAAUGUUUGAGUUUCUGCAUGGGUCAGCUCUGGACGCGCCAAUUAUUACUGCUGCAAAUUGCCAACAGAUUAUUACUGUUCUACUUCAGAGCAUGAAAGAUGUUCCAAAUGUUGCUGAGAAAGCCUGUGGCGCUCUCUAUUUCCUUGCCCAAGGAUAUGAGGAUGGAGGAUCAUCGUCCGCACUUCUCACUCCCUUCUUCAAGGAAAUCAUUCAGACACUUGUUACCGUGACACACCGAGAAGAUGCUGGAGAAUCACGCCUCAGAACUGCAGCUUAUGAGACUUUAAAUGAAGUUGUAAGGUGUUCUACAGAUGAGACGGCCCCAAUGGUGAUGGAACUUGUUCCACACAUUAUGAUGGAGCUUCACCAGACUCUUGAGGGACAGAGGCUUUCAUCUGAUGAACGGGAGAAGCAAAAUGAAUCACAAGGUCUUCUCUGUGGUUGCUUGAUGGUUAUUAUACAGAAGCUAGGAUCAUCUGAGCAGACAAAAUUUGUCUUCAUGCAGUUUGCUGACCAAAUGAUGAGCCUUUUCCUCAGAGUGUUUGCUUGCCGUAGUGCCACUGCACAUGAAGAGGCUAUGCUUGCAAUUGGAGCUCUAGCCUAUGCAACAGGCUCUAAUUUUAUAAAAUACAUGCAAGAGUUUUAUAGGUAUUUGGAAAUGGGUCUUCAAAAUUUUGAGGAUUACCAGGUUUGUGCCAUCACUGUUGGUGUGGUGGGGGAUCUAUGCAGGGCUCUUGAGGAUAAGGUUUUGCCUUAUUGUGAUGGAAUAAUGACACAACUUCUCAAGAAUUUGUCAAGCAAUCAGCUACACCGAUCUGUGAAGCCUCCCAUCUUUUCCUGUUUCGGUGAUAUUGCUUUGGCAAUUGGAGAGUAUUUUGAAAAGUAUUUGGUAUAUGCUAUGCCGAUGCUUCAGGGUGCAGCAGAGUUAUCAAUCCACAUAUCAGGUGCUGAUGAUGAUAUGACAGAAUACACCAAUUCUCUGAGAAAUGGGAUAUUGGAAGCAUACUCUGGGAUUUUUCAAGGGUUUAAGGGAUCUCCUAAGACCCAGCUAUUGUUGCCGUAUGCACCCCACAUUCUUCAGUUCCUAGACAGUUUGUACAUGGAGAAAGACAUGGAUGAUGCGGUAACUAAGACAGCAAUUGGGGUCCUUGGAGAUUUAGCAGAUACACUUGGUAGCAAUGCAGGACCUUUGAUUCAGCAAUCUGUGUCAAGCAAAGAGUUUUUAAUUGAAUGUUUGUCAUCAGAUGAUCCUUUGAUCAAGGAAUCUGCCGAUUGGGCCAAGUUGGCUAUCAGCCAAGCCACUUCUUUUUGAGGCCACCACUACUUGUGUACUUAGUCUUGCAUGCAUUUGGGUGUGUCGAGUUGGGUCUGGAAAUGCAUAUCAUGAGUCAGGUCAUCGCCGUUUUUGGGUUCAGAUGUUUGGUCGGUCUGCUGCCAGUAUUUCGCAUCAGCAGCAUCGAGUCUUUUCCUUAAUUAUUUUCAUUUCAUUGUUUUAUGUACCAUGGAGGAAGUUGGUGGUGAUGACCUACACAACCCUCUGCUGACUUGGCAGAAACAGACAGAAAGAGUUGCAUACAAAGGAAGAGGAAUUAGUUUGGGGUAUGGGAGAGUUGAGAUAAGAAAGGUUCCAGUCACACCCUGCCAAAUGUUUGAAACAGGAAUUUGGGAAGGGUAAUUCUUUGGAGUGGUGGUGGCUGCAAUAGUCUUAGUUGGGUCAAACUCAUACCUCAUUUUUCAUUUCCUCAUCUUUAUUUUGGUCUCAUCACCAGAUUCCCGUCUCCAGAAGUAUGAAUGAUCACAUGGUUACGUAACAUGUCAAUUGUCAUUGUCAUAUAGAGUCUGGUCUCCUUCAUAUUUGUACUCAUUUUGUAUACUUCGUUGAUUUUAUGUGGGCUUUGUCAUGACCACAUAAUAUGGGGCAUUCAUAUCAUGCAUUUUGUUUUGUCAUAUUUUAUCUUCACUACAGUUGUUCAUUCAUUCACUCAAUAGUCCAAUAUAUGAAUCAUGUUUUUUCUUCUUUCUUGUUCAAAGCUUUUCUUCUUUUUGUGAUUUUGAAUGCUUCUAUACCAAAGGUGAGUUUUGUUGAAUUUUAUUCUUUGAUGUCAUGGAUUGGAGUUUGAAGAUGAAUCUGGAGCUUCUUCUUCUUCUUUUUUUUUUAAUAUUUUAUUCUUUGAGGAUUAACCAUUA
This is a messenger RNA of Rubroshorea leprosula, 3584 nucleotides long. The record is from the annotation of a GenBank genome assembly. Lineage: Eukaryota; Viridiplantae; Streptophyta; Magnoliopsida; Malvales; Dipterocarpaceae.